AUGAAUAUUUUAUUGGAUACUAUUACAGAUUCUUCAUGGAAUAUUAGUGAAGAAGAAAAGAAAAAGGGAAGCCAAAUUCUUGAAGAUAUAUUCUCAUCACAAAAGGAUUUUGAAACUUAUUUUUCAUCACAAGCUAUUUCAGGUAGUAUAGUUGAAGAAAUUGCAGAAGUAGAUGCCAAAAUCACAUUGGUAGAAAAGGAUAUACGUAAAGUUUUAAUUGACAAUAAGGAUGAAGUUGUUAAAGAUCUAUUAGGCAAUAAUACAAUGGGAAAAUUGAACGAGUUUCAUAAACAAUUGGAUUUAUUAUGGGAAGUGAAAAAUGGGCCUGAAAAGGAGGAUUCAAUUAAUACAACUAAUAUAAAUUUACCAUCCAAUAUUAUUACUCAGCAGGAAAAUGAUUUAUUGUUGGAUGAUAUAUUGAAUGAAACUGUUGAUUCUGAUAAACGUCACAUAGAUAAUGAUAAAUUAAAAGAACAAGAAGAUGAAUUCCAUAUUGCUAUUAAGAAAUUAAGAGAUAGAAUUAAUAAGAAUAAAGAUGAUGUAAUUAUUGGUAAAGGUACUUUAACCAGUGUUUUAGAUAAUAUUACGGAAAUUACUGAAUUAAUGGAAUUACCCUUUUUAGCAAGGACAUGUAUCAAGACUGGCCAUUAUCAAGAAGCUGUUUUAUUAUAUACACAUACGAAAUCAUUAAUGGUAAAAUUUCAUGGCUCCUCUAUAGUGGAAGGUAUAUGCAAUAAUGUACUUAAUGAGAUCACUACUACCAUGCUAAAUGGAUUAGUUAAAUUACUAUCCACUAAUAUAUCUAUAAAUUCAUUAAAGAAGAUUCUAAAAUAUUUAUCAUCUAUACCCCCAUUUGACGAUAAGGAUACGUCUUCAUUAUUACAAGUUUUCCUUGCGAUGAGAUUUAAUUUUAUUCAAAAAGAGAUUUCAUCCUUUUCAUUAGAUACAAAUCCAUCGAAUGAAACUUUAAUGGAAAUCAUGAUUAAGAGGAAAAUUGAAGUGUUAAGAGAACAUACUUAUACAUCUUUAAACAUUUUCCCCACCACUUUUACUUCGAUUAAAGAGGAUGUCUAUAUCCCAUUAAAGAAGGAAUUAGAUAUAAAUAUCCCAAUAGAAGACAAUAAACCAAAUGAAACGGUUGCUACUGAGGGUGCUACUACUGAGGGCGCUACUACCGAGAGUUCUACUACCGAGCAUGCUAUAACUAAGAAUGAUACAGCCGAAAAUGCUACUACAGAACAUGCUACAACCGAAAGUGAUGCACUUGAAAAUGCCACAUUUGAAGAUAAUAAAGGUGCCACAGAAAAUUCAGCAAAGAAAGCAGAAACCGAUGAACUCCAAUCAACUGAUGAAGAUACUAGCACUCCAAUUAAGCAAGGACACGUUAAACAAGACACCAGCUCGAACAAUGACGCUAUAGAAGAGUCAAAAGACCAAAAAGAUUUGAUUACAAAGGAAAAUGAUUCUAAGUCAUUAUACGAGUCAAAAAAAGAUGGAAAGAUUACUACAGAAGAAGAAAAAUCUGUCAUAAAAGAAAAAGAGUCCCUUGUAGAAAUUACAAUGCACCCUAAAGAACCUAAACCUAUUGAGCCAAGACGAAACACGUUAACCUCUACUGAAAAAAAAAUUCCCACCAAUCCAUUCAUGCUUCAGUUUGUUAACGAAUGUAUAGGGUUCCUUCUAAAAGACCUCACCUCUGCCAAACUGGACACUCCACUGACUGAGUCCGUAUACUUACAACUCAUCUAUUGUUCCUUCCGUCUCAGAGAUCUUAAUGUUAACUACCAUCGCUUAUUCCUAAACAAACUUGGUGAGACUAAACUCUUUACCACUUCACAAAUACGAAACGCCAUCCAGAAGAGAUAUGAGCUUGCCAGCAAGUACACCUAG
This is a messenger RNA of Henningerozyma blattae CBS 6284, 1890 nucleotides long. It is a transcript of the gene COG8, whose product is annotated as Golgi transport complex subunit COG8. Bases 1 to 1890 code for a protein of 629 amino acids. Gene Ontology annotation, cellular component: COG complex. NCBI's taxonomy places the organism in Eukaryota, Fungi, Ascomycota, Saccharomycetes, Saccharomycetales, Saccharomycetaceae. The transcript has a single exon. Gene Ontology annotation, biological process: cytoplasm to vacuole targeting by the Cvt pathway; intra-Golgi vesicle-mediated transport. The record is from RefSeq and is a predicted model, not a curated record.